Loa loa (African eye worm) is the source of this 3180-nucleotide messenger RNA. RefSeq lists its product as hypothetical. The coding region runs from base 1 to 3180 and encodes 1059 amino acids. The transcript has 23 exons. Gene Ontology annotation, cellular component: cytoplasm. Gene Ontology annotation, biological process: negative regulation of cell migration; signal transduction. Lineage: Eukaryota; Metazoa; Nematoda; Chromadorea; Rhabditida; Onchocercidae. The record is from RefSeq and is a predicted model, not a curated record.
AUGGUUCGGGCAGUGCUAUGUGCGGUCAGUAGUCGUACAGUUGAGCAGGUUGUUGAUAUGAGCAAAAUUCGUUCCCAGCUGAAUGAGCAAUUGCGUUGUUUGGAAACUCGAACAGAAGCACAGAUUGCUAUUUUAUUGGAACUAAAUGAUUACUAUCGGAGGAAGGCGGAACUUGAUGGCGAGUAUGGGAAACAGCUCGAAAAACUUGCAAAAAAUAUUAUGCAAAAGCAUAAAAAUGAGCGGUAUAAACGCGAUUCUUGGACCUUACAUUCAACCUGUGGGUUGUGGCAACAGCUGGUAGAUCAAACAAAAGAGGAAGCUAAGCAAAAGAUGGCAUUGGCUGAUUUGUAUGCAGCUCGUCUUACAGUACUUAUUACUCAGAGAGCAGAUGAUUUACAACGUAUUUUUCGAAAAACUUUGUUUAAUACUGACUUUUCUAUUUGCUAUACAGUAUCGACUCUCCAAAUAUCUGUUGGAGAUAUUGAUGGAGGUCCUGGAAAGUGUCGCGAGAUAGGGGCACUCGCUCACGGUGAAAUAUGUCGAGUGCUGAACGAACUACAUACUGCCAUGAGAACUUAUCAGCUUUGUUUUCUCGAAUGUUCAGCUAUAGAAAGUAAAUUUCGCCAAGUUGAAGAAAAUAAGACGAGGUAUGAGGAGAAUAAUCCGACUAAGCUUGGUAUUACUCGUAAACAUCGAUGUUUGGCAAAGCUUUAUAAUAAGAGACUUGAAAAAUACAACACGGUAAAACUGAAAUGUUUGAAAGCCAGAAAUGAAUAUCUGUUAUGUGUGCAGGCAGCUAAUGCAGCUUUGCAUAAGUAUUUUGCUGACGACAUUUCUGAUCUCAUCGAUUGCAUGGAUCUUGGUAUGGAUCAGUGGUUACAAGGUUUUAUCAGUUGUACAAUCACAGCGCGGAAAGAUAUAUGUCAGAAAGAAAUGGAUGCUUUGGCAGAGCUUUGUGGAUUUAAAGAAUCACUCGAUUCAAAAGCGGAUAAGCAGCGGUUUAUUGAAGCAAACCAUGCUACUUUCAUGCUGCCGAAACGAUUUGAAUUUAGAGGACAGCUUGGUGACACAGUGUCUACGGUAAGUGCAACCGAUGUCGUUGCCGAAGAAUUAAAACAGCGGCAUCUGCAAAUCGAACGGAGACUUGCUAAUGUGAGAAUUGAAUCGGAAGAAAUAUGGAAAACUUUGGAAUCCACAGAAAAAGCGGUUGCUGAACGUUUUAUCGAAGCAAUGACUAGUUCGGUUGCAGCCGCUGAAAUUCCAAGUGAUACGUCGCGUGAAGAUUGUAAUGACGCAAACAUUUACAACUUCAGGAAUAGAAUAAAUGCUAACGAAUUAUAUGACUUUUAUCUUGGAGUUAGUCUUAUCUUCUUUUAUCUAUUUAGAAUUGAAUCGGAAGAAAUAUGGAAAACUUUGGAAUCCACAGAAAAAGCGGUUGCUGAACGUUUUAUCGAAGCAAUGACUAGUUCGGUUGCAGCCGCUGAAAUUCCAAGUGAUACGUCGCGUGAAGAUUGUAAUGACGCAAACAUUUACAACUUCAGGAAUAGAAUAAAUGCUAACGAAUUAUAUGACUUUUAUCUUGGAAAAUUUAGUCAUUAUAUGCUGAAUAGUAACUUAAUUGAACGUCUGGAAGCACGGGCAAAUGGAAUUGCAUCAGCUUUGAACGGGUAUUCUAACAAGAGUUUUGAUGGUGGCACCAGCUCUGCUGUUGUUCCUUUCCCCAACUCUUUCUACCAAGAUGGGGAUGACAACGAAAUCUUUCCUUCUACUCGUAAAAGUGCGAAAAAAAGAAUUGGCAGUGGUUUGCUAUCUGACAAUAUUAGGCGGCCGAAACUGUUUGGGGGUAGUUUGGAUGAGUAUGUUGAAGCAACGGGCGAAACAAUACCUCUCAUUAUCACUUCAACUAUACGUGUAUUGUCCCAAUUUGCUCUGCAUCAUCAAGGAAUAUUCCGUAUAUCGGGCUCACAAAUUGAAAUUAAUAUAUUCCGAGAAGCAUUUGAAAAAGGAGAAGAUCCAUUGCGACAUGUUGUUGAUGCCACGGAUGUUAAUUCAAUUGCGGGUGUUUUGAAACUUUAUUUACGUGAACUUCGCGAAUCCCUUUUUCCUAUAUUUCUUUUUGAUCAGUUGACAGAAUGUGCGAAAUGUUCAAGCGCCGACGAAUUCAUCAAACAGGUUGCUCCACUUAUCCAGAAAUUGUCACAACCUACUCAGCUCGUAUUACGAUAUCUUUUUGCAUUCCUCAAUCACCUUAGUGAAUUUAGCGAUGAAAAUAUGAUGGAUCCAUAUAAUCUUGCCAUCUGCUUCGGGCCUACACUUCUUCCUAUUCCAGAAGGAAAAGAUCAGGUCUUUUACCAUAAUUUUGUAAAUGAACUUGUGAAAAAUUUGAUUGUUUAUCACGAGCAAAUUUUUUCCGCAGUGUUAUCUGGUCCGCGGUAUGAGAAAUAUCUUAUUGAAUCCGAGCAAGCACUCUUCAUUGAUGAGCAAGAAGGUGUCAUCAGUGGUGAUGAAGAAACGGUAACAACACCGGUUUUUGACUAUUCAAGCGAAAAAUCGUUGACCGGACUUACAACAUCUGCGAUGGCUUUAUCUUGGAAUGCUGCAGAUGCUGGUGUGGAAAUGCUUCCGGCGGCUUCAAAUACCGUUGCAUGUGUAUUAUACAACGUUCCAGAAGGUGCCGUCACUUCAGAUGACCGGAAUCCUGUGGUUGCAAACCUGUCCAAGGAUUCUGCGUCAUCAACAAAAUUAUUACUUGGACCAGAUACCGACGUUAAGAACUAUGAAUGUGGCAAUAAUACAACUAUCACAAGUGCGCGGAAUCUUUCAUUGAUGAAUAACAAGGAAAUUCCUUCAAACCAGAAACAAAAGCAACAGCAGGUUUGGUCUCGUCGAGGGUGCGGCGUGAGUUCGCUACGUGAGCAACUGCAUCACAGCCGAGUACAACAGCAGGCCUUUACGAGUGAUAAGUUAUCAUCGUCAUCAUCUUUAGAUGCUCUCAUUUUUGAUAAUCGUUUCGAUGGAGUUAUGUUUGGAAAUAAAGUAUCAUCAGUUAGUAGCGAAAGCCCUAACAGAAAAACGAUAUUUCACGAGAAGCUGAGAAGUAUGGAGCCAGAUUUAGUGCGUUCUCUUCCGCAUGAUAUGAUUAGUGUCCAACCACAGCUGUCACCAGGAAAUAUACAGUAG